This is a messenger RNA of Prunus avium (sweet cherry), 1557 nucleotides long. Its product is annotated as VQ motif-containing protein. The record is from RefSeq and is a predicted model, not a curated record. NCBI's taxonomy places the organism in Eukaryota, Viridiplantae, Streptophyta, Magnoliopsida, Rosales, Rosaceae.
GUCCAGUCUUGUCCCUACUCGCCGACUAUCAGAGGAAGAAGAUUAUCUCCCAUUUCCCCAUUUCCUCACCACACACAGAAAAAACACUCAGACAACAACUCAAACCCGUUCAAUCUACCGGGAGAUAAUUCAGAUCUCCCACAGAGAAGAGAGAGAGAGGAGAGAGAGAGAGUGAGAGAGAGUCUGUCUGUCUGUCUGUCUGUCUGUCUGUUUGUAUGUGAUUUUGUGUUGUUGUUUGUUAUGGAUAAAAGCUGUCCAUCUUCAACCUCUGACUCUGCUCUCACUUCUGCUACUACCAGCAGUGGUGGUGGCAGCAGCAGCUCCACCAGAGACAGCUACCUCAAACACCUCAACAAGCUUUCUCACAAGAUCUCAAAACCCACAACCUCAAACAACAACAACAACUUCCUUAAAAAACCCAACUUUGAAAACCCAACACCUCCUCCUCCUCCUGUUCCUCUUCCUCCACAACCUCAACAGCAACAACAGCAACAGCAACAUCAGCCUCCGGUGUACAACAUCAACAAAAACGACUUCCGCGACGUCGUUCAGAAGCUCACCGGCUCCCCCGCCCACCACGACCGCUUCUCCAACCCGCAGCCGCCGGCGGUCCACCCGCCCAAGCCCCAAAUUAGCUCCCGGCUCCAGCGCAUCCGCCCUCCCCCCCUCGCUCACGUUAGCAACCGCCCCCCUCCCUCGCUAGAAUGCGCCGCCCCGCCCACCAACCCCAACGCCAUCAACAACUCCAUCAUUCCACCCAUGGGUUCCGCCGCCGCUCACUUCAACUCCAUUGGACGGUCCACAACCCCGCUCUCGCCUCUCCCUCCUUUCCCAACCGUACACGCGGCGGCCGAGUCCCCCGUCUCCGCCUACAUGCGGUACCUCCACAACUCAAUCUCAGCCGUCGAUGCUAACAAAAACCAGGCUUUCUCGGGAUUCUCGCCGCUGGCCCCACUCGUGUCGCCGCGCUGGACCAAUCAGACGCCGCAGCAGGGGAUGCUUUCCUCGGCGAGUCAGCAACAAGCGCCGGCGACGGCUAUAGCGUCACAGCCGCAGUUCACUCUGCCUCCGUCACCGCUUCCGUUUGGGUGCUUGAAUUCGCCUCGGUCGCCGUACCCUUUGAUGUCCCCAAAUCAAUUAGGGUUUCCUCAGCUUCCGCUCUCGCCGACAGUGCCUGUUCCAAGCCCUAGAUGGAGAGGUUUCUAAACGUUUCUUCAGGUAAGUCGAGCUCUAAACGCUGUCGUUUUAGGGUUUAGGGGUUUUUUUAUAUAUAUAUUUAUUUUAUAAAAAAGACAAGAACUUUGUACAUUCUGGGUUGAGGGGCUUAUUCAAUCACCGGUGGGUGGACGGAAAAUGGUUCACUGCCGGUUUAAAUUAGGUUUUCUUUGUUUUGUAAAUGGGAUAUAUGAGAAUGAGAGACAUGUAGGUUUGUUCUUUGUCUGGUAUUGGAUAUUUGGGGGUUAAUCAAAGGGUUAAAAAUGUUAUAUAUACAGAAUUUGUGUUGCUAAAGGAUGCUUUGUAGUUUUUUUUGGAGUUACUUAUCUCAGUUUGUGAACA